Messenger RNA from Paramecium sonneborni, 806 nucleotides. NCBI's taxonomy places the organism in Eukaryota, Ciliophora, Oligohymenophorea, Peniculida, Parameciidae. The record is from the annotation of a GenBank genome assembly.
AUGAAAAAUCCAUAAAAUUAUGAUUAAUUCAAAUCAGUCAAAUAGAAUCCAUUAAAUAAUUCAAAAAGUAAACAACUUUAUAGCUUUACAAAAUCUCCAAGAUUUAAUUAUAAAGAAAAAGAAGAGUAAAUUAUUUUGUAAAUAUAUUCUUAGUAAUUAAUCUUCAUUUUAUACAAUAAAAACUGAUAUUUUAUAAUCAAAUAAGGGAGUUUCAUUUGGAUCUGGCACAAAAGUAGAUUUUUCAAAAUUAGGAACAAAAACUCCAGGUCCUGGACAUUAUUAAUUUUAAUAAUAAAAGACUUGUGAGAUUGUUAAGUUGAAAAAACAUACUAUGGGAGCAGGUAGGUUAUAAACAAAACUAAAGACUGAAGUACCUCCAGUUGGAAUUUAUGAGGUUAGUCAAAGUAUGGUGUAAAUUAAUAAAGCACCUCAUUUUGGAUUAAAGUUAUUACCAAGUAUAUGAUUAUAAUUAUAUUAGAGAAUGAAACAUGUUCUCCUGGACCAGGAAAAUAUGAUAUUUAAAUAAAAGAGCAUUCUAAAUCAUUUGUAGCUGGAUUUGGUUCAGGAAGAGCUGGUCAUUCAAUAGAUGAAACACCUGGACCUUAAGAAUAUAGUCCUAGAAAUUAAAUGGCUCCAAAAUAUUCUAAUUCUAAUUGGAGUAAUUGUCAAAUGACUAAAUUCUCAAAAAUGUAACGUUUUGGAAGCAAUGAAACUAUUACACCUGGACCAGGAAAAUAUUAAAUUGCAGGAGAAUUUGGAAUAUACUGAUUUAUAUCAAUAAUUAUAAAGUUUGUUUAAGAUUAAGA